Molecule: messenger RNA, 543 nt
Organism: Mesocestoides corti
Lineage: Eukaryota; Metazoa; Platyhelminthes; Cestoda; Cyclophyllidea; Mesocestoididae
Source: the annotation of a GenBank genome assembly
AUGGACCCCACCAAACGACCCAAACCACGUGUCGUCUGUGGAGACGAUGCCAUGGGCUUCCACUAUCACACCAUGAGCUGCGAUGACUGUAAGCGCUUCUUUUGCCACUCGAUGCAAGGAAAAGUGGGGUCCACAUGCCAAUUCUACGGCCAGUGUCACGUUGCCGAUAAUAAGAAUCGGACGAGACGAAAGAAAUGCCGACUUGACAGAUGCCUCAAAAUUGGCGUGACAAAAGAGCGUAAGCUGCCAGAGCAAUAUUUUACUCCUUUCCUUUACUUUGGCGGAAUCAGCGGUGCGAACGAAGCAAACGAACCAAAUGACACCUCUAACGCGAAAAAAAGUCGUUAUUUUGACCACAUUGGCAUGGCGGGAGAAAUUGCAAUCUCCUAUUGCGUUGUCAGUGUGUCCAACAAUAGCAUCCAAAUGCUUGAAAAAUGCUCACUAAAGGUCAGAAUGGUUUUAACAGAUGUGCCAAUGUUUGUUUUUAGCUCAAUUCGCAGGAUCAGGUGCAACUUCUUCAAACCGCCAUCACAGAUAUUCUAA